AUGACCUUCGAAGUUAGAAAGUCUAUUCCCGAGAUUGACCGAAGCUGUGCUCCACCAUUGCACGGUGCACGAGAAUCACCCACGCCGGGACCUGCUGAACGAGUCAUUCGGCCAGUCCAGCCUGGCCGGAAACAGCAUCCUGGCUUCCGCCAGCCAAUCAUCGUCUCCGUGGCGCCACUCCCCCGCCAGAAGCUCUUCUCUGGUGGCGGCUGA
Molecule: messenger RNA, 213 nt
Organism: Penicillium diatomitis
Lineage: Eukaryota; Fungi; Ascomycota; Eurotiomycetes; Eurotiales; Aspergillaceae
Exons: 2
Coding region: 1-213 (70 amino acids)
Source: RefSeq, a predicted model, not a curated record